AUGGAGAUGUGGUCGCGGACGGUCGUGCUCCUGCUGGUGACCACAACGGUGACCUGCACACCGCUCAUAAACGAGCUCGAACCCGGAAAAGAUUGGCCUCCGAGAAAUUCGGUAAAGCAACCUUCUGACUAUGAAAAAGAAACAUCAACUUUCGCCGAAAAGGAAGAAGUGCUACCGACCGGUAAUCCUAUAGAGGAGAUAGACGAACCAGAGGAAGUUGUUAUCGAUGCUUCCCAACCAAUUCUUAGAAAUGCUGAUUCUUGGGAGAGAAAGGUUGACUACUCAGGGGCGCAAGUCUGGAAGGUCUCUACAGAGAGAGUCAGUGUUCUAGGCGUUAUUACCAGAUUGCGACGACGAAACCUUAUUUCUACAUGGGGAGGAAACCAUUCAUCUAUUGAUAUACUGGUAAAGCCUAAUGCUAUAGCAAAUGUUACUCGUGUGUUUCAAAGGGAGAGAAUACCAAUUGAUGUCGUAAUAGAUGAUCUACAACAGAGAAUCAACGAUGAAAACCCUCCUCUGGAUGCCAACGAAAUAGAACUUCAAGAUCGACGAGGUCAUCGUAUGACAUGGAAGCAAUAUCACAGAAUAGAAGACAUUCACGGAUUCAUGGACUAUCUGGCCAAGACAUAUCCAAAAAUUGUUAGCGUAAAUUCCAUAGGGAAAUCCCACGAAGGAAGGGACUUAAAGGUGUUACGGAUAUCCGAUGGGAAACCAACAAACAAAGCGGUAUUUAUUGACGGUGGUAUCCAUGCCCGCGAAUGGAUCAGUCCAGCGACUGUAACCUACUUUAUAAAUCAAUUUGCAGAGAACUUUGAUGUUGAAACUGACGAUAUUAAAAACAUUGACUGGUACUUCUUGCCUGUGGUGAACCCUGACGGCUACGAAUAUACGCAUCAGACAGACCGACUGUGGAGGAAAAAUAAAAAACCCACUAGAUCUGCACGGGGAUGCGUGGGCACGGAUAUUAACAGAAACUUUGGGUACCGAUGGGGAGGAAGAGGAUCAUCUGCUAACCCAUGCAGCGAGAUUUACCGCGGCAGCACCCCCUUUUCCGAGCCCGAGUCAAAAGCUCUAUCGGAUUUCAUCAAAAACAGUGCAGCUAAUUUCACGGCCUAUAUAACAUAUCACAGCUAUGGUCAGUACCUGCUCUACCCAUGGGGCUAUGAAAAUGCUGUACCAGCUGAUCAUAAAGAUUUGCAUGAUCUUGGCAAUCGGAUGGCAGAGGCAAUAAAACAAACCCGUGGCUCAUCAUACCAAGUGGGUUCCUCCAGUGGACUUCUGUAUCCAGCCUCUGGAGGUUCAGAUGACUGGGCUAAAAGUCAGGGUAUAAAAUAUUCUUAUACCAUUGAAUUAAGUGACACCGGACGGUAUGGUUUCAUACUACCCACAUCUUUCAUCGAGCCAGUAGCCAGAGAAUCGUUAAAUGGACUGCGAGUACUAGCUUCUCAAGUGGCUAAAGCAUAA
Molecule: messenger RNA, 1464 nt
Organism: Parnassius mnemosyne (clouded apollo)
Lineage: Eukaryota; Metazoa; Arthropoda; Insecta; Lepidoptera; Papilionidae
Source: the annotation of a GenBank genome assembly